Molecule: messenger RNA, 1053 nt
Organism: Rodentolepis nana
Lineage: Eukaryota; Metazoa; Platyhelminthes; Cestoda; Cyclophyllidea; Hymenolepididae
Source: the annotation of a GenBank genome assembly
AAAUCGAAAAAAGCUGCCAUUGAAAAAGCCGAACACGACAGCGCCUUCACAAAGUCUAAAAUUCGACAAAAAUGCAAACAACUUAAACUUCUUCAACCAGCAGGAUCUGAAGCCAAUAAAAAACUCCAAAAACUGGAUGAUUUAAACCAUCGCCUUUCUGCGGUAUCUAAGCGGCUCGAGUUUGCUGAAAAUUUGGAUCGUCGAACGCAGGAUGUGUUAUCUCGACAGGAGUUGCGAGUCGAAAAUGCGAAAUCCAAGUUCAGACGAGUUAAAGAACUGUAUGCGGAAGAAAAGCUGGUUCAAUUAGCUCGACUCUCCGAGCUGGAGGCAGAAAAGGAGGAGCAGGUUCAAAAAUUAAUGUGCCUUAAUAAGAAAUUGGAUCGUCUGGGCAGACAAAAUCUUCUUAAAGGAACUACGUGCGCCUACAAAUGGAUCAUGGCUAGCUUCGAUAUUUCAGAUGAUGAGUGUGAUGAAGAAAUUGACGAGUGUGUUAGUAAACGAUGUGCCUUCAUUUGUCAGGAGAUUAAACGCCUUCAACAGCAUUCUGAUUGGCUAGAGGAGAAUCUGAAGGCGGCAGAAACGAAAUCUCUAAAUCGACAGAAGAUGAGUGCAAUUAAAGCUGUGUUGGAUAAAGGUAGACUUCAAACUAACGUAACUGAUGUCCGACGUAGAAACAACCAAAACGCCACCAAUCGACCACGUCCUAUCAGCAUGAUAGAAACAGUGACUAAGAAGGUUACCCGUUCAGCCACAAUGCCAGCAAAGGUAUCUCCACGCCAGGUCGAUGCCCGACGUCAAACUAUGAUCAUUAACCGACCGACACUUUCCCAAGUGGAGCCAACAAUUUCCGCCACAAAAAGACGUCUAGCCUACUCUCAGAGUCUACGAGAACGGGGCAUCAACCCAAGGAUGCCCUUGUCUCAACUUCAACGUGGAGCGUCCUCUAACUCCAUAUCUCUCUCAUUCCGAUCACCAACUCCCCUGAUCUACACUGCUUUUCGAAGUUCAAAACACACCGCCUCCUCGUCUAGAGUACUUGAUUUCGCUGACUAA